Dreissena polymorpha is the source of this 1203-nucleotide messenger RNA. RefSeq names its product protein FAM78B-like. NCBI's taxonomy places the organism in Eukaryota, Metazoa, Mollusca, Bivalvia, Myida, Dreissenidae. The coding region runs from base 125 to 1018 and encodes 297 amino acids. The record is from RefSeq and is a predicted model, not a curated record. The transcript has 5 exons.
ACAACGUCGUUGCUAAGAUACGACAGACUGCAGGCAGGCCGCCAAAGUUGCAGACUCUGCAGGAACAGCAUAGCAGUCCAAAAUUUUAUUUUACGCCAGGCAACUGCUUUUCUGUAUAAAAAUUAUGGCACAAAAAGCUUCGUCGGAGCAAACCGACAUGGGUAACAUUAACAAAAUUGCUAUUAAGCCUGGUCACUUGAAGGAAAUUCAUCAAAAGGUUCGACUAUUGAAUUUUAAAACCUUGAUCGACAACAUCCCGACAAGCAUCGACGAGAGCUCUUCCACCGUUUUAAAAUACAAAACGCCAAACUUCAGAGCCAGCGCUACGCUAGAGGUGGCUCCGAUGACGGAAGCUUGCAAGUGGAAGAUCGGCUGGAUCCAGGCUUGCACGGAUAUGACGUUCCACAAUACGUACAGCGACGAGGGAUACACAAGCUGGGAGUUCCCGGAGCUGACUUCCGGUACGCAGGUUAUGAUAAGCGACUGUGACGGGCAUCACUACCCCUGGUACGGCUCCCGCAACGAGACGGUGACGUUCGAAGGGCCGUGCAAGAUGUACCAGACGGCCACUGUCUCCAUGAACGACAACUUCCACCCCCACGUGACCUGGAGGAAUCCCGCCAACCGUAACCAAGGUCCACCCAAUCUGUCCCACAUCACGCGCAACCAGAGCUUCUACGUUUGGCUGGUCGUCUGGAACAUGACGUCACAAAAAGCAUACAUCCUAAAGACGCUCAUGUGGAACAUGCAGCUGGACAUCCUCGUCAACCCCGAGCGCCCUCUAGGCCAACGCGCCCAGCUGGUAAGCGAACCUGUGCCCAAGCAGCCAAUGGUGCUCGAGAACAACGUGCCGCUCCCUCGUUGCGCCCUCAUGCCGCCCAACGCCAACAGCGCCCAGAUGCUCGUCUGGCGUCCGAGGGUGGGGAAGCCCAUGUGCAUCAUACCCCCCGUCUGGAAGAAGGAUGUCCCCAUCGAGAAACAGGUCCCCCGAUACGACAGCAAACUAUGCAGGCUGUAAAACUGUAUAAGUUUUUUCCUAUUAGUGAAAUAUGUUUCGGAAUAUGGAUUGCUGUAUAUUUGCAUAUUUUUUUACAUUUACCAGUUUUUCCAUUUUGCUCAAUCAAUUUGUGAUACGUUAUUUUUUACGUACGUGGAUAAACGGUAGAUAUUUUUAUUUUUACAUAAAUAAACAUUCCAAUUCAU